This is a messenger RNA of Micropterus salmoides (largemouth bass), 1686 nucleotides long. Its product is annotated as V-set domain-containing T-cell activation inhibitor 1-like. The record is from RefSeq and is a predicted model, not a curated record. Gene Ontology annotation, cellular component: external side of plasma membrane. NCBI's taxonomy places the organism in Eukaryota, Metazoa, Chordata, Actinopteri, Centrarchiformes, Centrarchidae. The coding region runs from base 176 to 757 and encodes 193 amino acids. The transcript is spliced from 3 exons. Gene Ontology annotation, biological process: immune response; positive regulation of T cell proliferation; negative regulation of T cell proliferation.
GACUGCCGUUUUGAAGCCUCGAGUUUGGCCGAUAGGGCGCCGCCAUGUCGAGUUUUUACAACCAAGUGCCAAUUUCCGGGUAGUAUUCAUUUUUCAGAAACCGUUAUCUUUUGGGCCUUUCACCUAGCUAGACGCAGCACAGUAACAGCAGCAGACGGACAUCACCUCCUCUCUCAUGGAGAAGUUUGUGUUCCUGUUUAUCCUUCUGUCUCCAGCAGCUUCUGAUGUUGUACGAGUGAAACCUGGAGAUGAUGUCACUCUGCCAUGUCAGGCUGGAGAUGUCUUCAUCAGAGCUGUAGAGUGGAGCAGACCUGACCUGGAGCCAGACUACGUCCUCUUUUACAGAGAUGGACUCUCAGAUCCAACCCACCAGCAUCCAUCCUUUAAGGACCGGGUGCAGCUGGUGGACAGAGAGCUGAAGGACGGAGACGUGUCUUUAAUUCUGAAGAAUGUGAGCAGCAACGACGCUGGAACAUACGAGUGUCGAGUACACACAGCAGGAGGUUCAAGACGUAAGAGAGCCAUUAUUGAGACUGAGCCCAUCAGAAGGAUUGAGCUGGAGGUUUCAGCCUCAGGUUCCAACAGCGGAGACGUCGAGGAGGGAAACUACGGUCUUUACUACGGACUGGUAGCAGCUUUUGUUCUGGUUUGUUUAGCUGCUGUUGGAUUGGCUGUUUUCUGGAAAUAUAAAAGACAUACGGACAAGAAACCAGAACACUCUGCUGCUGAUGAAGCAGUGAACGACCAGCUCCUCUGAUCUUUUCAACACAUGUAUCAAAUAUUCAACAUUUCAUUCUUUCUGUGGAUGUGAAUGUCCUGUUAGUUGUUUUGUCUGCAGAUCAGCUCUCAUGGCAAAUUGUUCCCAGACACUGCUCAGACUGAAUGCUUUCCAAAUAUCCUUACCUUAAGUGCAAUUUAUAUUUCUGCGUCAAAUUGACAGCGUAGCCUGACGUGCACCUCCUCAAAAAUGUAACUACACGUCGAGGUGACGUGGACCUUAAGCUCUGUGAUUGGUCGGCUGGGUAGCCUGGCAAUGCCUCCGAGCUAACAGGAAGCGCCCGUGCUUUGAAGUAACUUUUACUAGCGGCCAAAACGGCGGCUGUAAGACGGUGGAUCAAUAUAUUUGACCGUCACAACCCGAGCGAAAUGACUCUUCAUUCAUUAUUCGAAUAUGAUCCAUUCAUUCGGUAACAUUUGAAAAGGCUAUACCAGCCGCACAUUUUACCCACAUUCACAUUAGCGGAGCACUAAACUGGAAGUUAGCCUGCUUGGCCAGCAAAAGUCAACACGGUGGACGCUGUAGCGCUACUGUAGACUAGCGUUUGGGGGUGUAAUUGCAGAAUGAUGGAGACACGGACGCACAAGUAUAAAUGCCUGGCUAUGUGCGUAGGGUCUACGGCGUAGCCAGGAGUAUAAAUCAAGCUUUAGACUGGGAUUAGAAAGAACUUCAAUACUCUACUUUAGAAAAAGUAAAAUCACUCAUUAUUAAAAUUCAGAUGUUGCAUGAUUAUUAUUACCGACACAUGAACAUGAGCAGUGUGUCAGACAGAGCAGGUGGAGCGAUUUUAGCUGAUGUUGGAAGUUUAAUUUCUGACUGUGUUUCAUGUUUUAUAUGUAAAAUCUUCAUCUGCAGAGGAACCUGUAACUGCGGCUGUCAGAUAAAAUAAAAACACUCCAGUACAAGUA